AUGGACUGGGGAGGUGGGUUGGCGGCCCGCAGGUGCCUCCUGCACGGCUUCUCGGUGUUCCUCUGUGGCGUCGUCGUCCUCCAGCCGGCAGGUAAACGGAGCGGGCGAGGGGCGUCGCUGCUGCAGCUGCUGCCUCCUCUAAAGGCCGCUUGGCAGCCGCAGGGCGACUCGCGCCGUGAGUUCGGCUCCUGCUUGGGGGAGAGAGCGCGGAGGUCGCUCUCGCCCCGGGGGAAACAAGUGGAAACUCCUGGAUGUAGGGGAGAGCUAGUAGGGGAGCCUUGGAGAAGCGAGUUUUGUGACAAGGGGCGAGGCGGACGCUAACUAACGAGAGAAAGGCGGACUAAGGGGGACACUUGUUUGGAGCAGAGGAGGAGGAAGCGGGCGCUUUGAAAUUGCUCCUCCGUGGAAAGCCCAGCUCCUCCUUGCGCCUCUUCCUCGCGGAAAUGGUGCCCACUAGGCUCGACAUGCAGCUGUGCUUUUGAGACUAGGGAGUUUUCUCUACGUAUUUCUGGGGCACGGAUUAGAGCCAUAACGCGUGUGGAAGGAGAGAGAAACCCUUAACGGAAUCCACAUUGGACACCCGGCGUCUUCAGCUUGCAUUGGGGAAGCGGGAGAAACCACCAGCUGGUUUCAACCGGAGUUUCCCCCUAGGUGUGCUAAUUUCUAGCGCUUGAGGAGAAAUCCCUGAGAGCGGUGUUAAAUCAUAGAAUCAUAGAGUUGGAAGAGACCACAAGGGCCAUCGAGUCCAACCCCCUGCCAAGCAGGAAACACCAUCAGAGCACUCCUGACAUAUGGUUGUCAAGCCUCUGCUUAAAGACCUCCAAAGAAGGAGACUCCACCACACUCCUUGGCAGCAAAUUCCAAUGUCGAACAGCUCUUACUGUCAGGAAGUUCUUCCUAAUGUUUAGGUGGAAUCUUCUUUCUUGUAGUUUGGAUCCAUUGCUCCGUGUCCGCUUCUCUGGAGCAGCAGAAAACAACCUUUCUCCCUCCUCUAUGUGACAUCCUUUUAUAUAUUUGAACAUGGCUAUCCUCCUCUUCUCCAGGCUAAACAUGCCCAGCUCCCUCAGCCGUUCCUCAUAAGGCAUCGUUUCCAGGCCUUUGACCAUUUUGGUUGCCCUCCUCUGGACAUGUUCCAGUUUGUGGUUUCCCCCCUUUUCCAUUUUUUGUACACAUCCUUUUUUAAUCUUAACUCAGUUAAAAGUUCUUUAGAUAGCCACCCUGGCUUCUUUAGGCACCUUCCAUGUUUCCGUCUCAUUGGUAUUGCCUGAAGUUGUGCUUUUACUAUCUCCCUCUUAACAAACUCCCAGCCAUCAUGAACUCCCUUUCCUUUUAGUAUUACUGUCUAUGGCAUCCGCCAACCAGCUGCGUUAGUCUGGAUCUGCAGGGGGCACGUUAUUAUUAUUAUUAUUAUUAACUACUUUUUUUAAAAAAAUAAAUUUUAUUAGUAUUUUCCACACAACAACAACAACAACAACACGAAAGAUAACAAAAAAUAACAGUACACAACACACAAAAAUCAACAUUCGAAAACUAAAGAAAGCAACAACAACAAAAACAAACAAACAAAAACAAAUCCAUAUCUUACAAGUUAAUGUUAUAAACACUAAAACAACAACAAGUCAUUGACUUCCACCAUUCCCACAGCACCUCCUUUAUCUCUCAUUGUGUCUUCCUGUUUUCUUUAUCAUCUCUAUCCUAACAUCUAGAUAUAAAUCCUUCUUUCAUAUCGUUUCACUUCACCUUAUUAUUAUUAACUAAAUUUCUAUAUUGUACUGCCCUUCAUCCGAGGAUCGCAGAGCAGCUUACAACAUAAAAACGCAAAAAUACAUAACAUAGUAACAAACUAAAGCAAUAACCCCCUCACAGGUCAUAUAGAUGGUUUAAAUAGCCAAAGGCAUGGGAGAAGAGGAAUGUUUUUGCCUAGCACAUGGAUGGAGCUACGGAGUGGGUAAAACAACAGAAAUACUUAACUGAGCAAUCGCGUUGGUUCUGCCCCCUAACAAAAGUCCUGCUCCCCAACACAAAUCCUGGCUAUGCCCAUAGCCUGGCACCUAAAGAUAUGUCACAAAGGCACCUGGCAAGCCUUCCUGGGGAGAGCAUUCCACAAGUGGGGAACCACCACAGAAACGGCCUGUUGCCAACCUCCACACUUCUCACAGAGGGGCACACAAAGAAGGGCCACAAAUGACAAUCAUAGGGUUUGGGUUGGUUCAUAUGGGGAUAGGCAGUCCUUGAGGUAUUUCAGUCCUGAGCCAUUUAAGGCUUUAUAGGUCAAAACCAGCACUUUGAAUUGGGCCCAGAAACUAAUUGGCAGCCAGUGCAGUCGGGCCAGGAUCAGUAUAAUAUGCUCAAACUGUCUUGCCCUGGUGAGCAGCACCUGGGAUUUCUGAACCAUCCUCAGAGGCACUCCCACUUAUAACAUGUUGCAGUCAUCUAACCUAGAGGUUACUAGAGCAUAGGCAACAGAAGUUAGGCUUUACCUGUCCAGACAGGGGGCGCAGGUGGGCCAACUGUAGGAGCUGAUGGAGGUCACUCUGUGCCACUGGGGCCACCUGAGCCUCAGGUGACAGCAGUGAAUCCAGAAGCACCUCCCUUCAGAGGGAGUGUAACCCCAUCAGGAGUUUUGGCAAUUUGUGUGAAAAUGAACAAGCCUUCAUUCCUGGCUAAAAUUUGGCCCUUUGGCAUGCUGUUGACUUUCCAGAAGCCCUAACUCAGCAACAGGAAAUUCUCUGGCCUCUAGAUGGCACUGUGAAUCCCAGAAAAGCAGUUCAAGUUGAGAAAGAGAAAGAAGAAAAACAGUUUUUAAAUUAAAAUAACCCUCAAGUCAGAGCAACAGCCUAAUAACAGUUAGUGACAGGACAUCAGCUUGAUCUUUUCAUUGCUAAAAACCAUAUAGGCUACACAAACAUAAAUGAAAUAUAGAAAAAGAAAGGGAUCCUCAACAUUUUGCCAUUGUCUAUCCUAAAAUAUUAUUGACUGCCCAUUCCUUAGUGUUAAAGAUUAGAGCAAAGCUCACAGGUGAAAUAUAGGAGACUAUGGUUUAAGUUUUUGGUUUUUUGGCCCCAUUUUACUACCAGGAACCCUGCUGCUGGCUUCUACUGGAGGGUCAGGUUAGUUGAAUCCAACCCUAUAUUUCUAAAAGGGUCAUUCCACACCAAAUCACCUGGUGCCAUGUGCUCUCACGACUUAGAUUUUCUUCAGGGUUUUUUUGUUAUGUGUAGAUACCUAUGAGAUAACCUCAAAUUAUUUUUAAAAUAUUUUUUGGUCUAAAAUUGGGGGCAGGAUAAUUUUUUGAAAAUUUCAAUUUUCACGCGAUUUAGGCGGGUGGUGCUGUGGUCUAAACCACAGAGCCAGGUCUUGCCGAUUGGAAGGUCGGUAGUUCGAAUCCCCACAAUGGGGUGAGCUCCCGUUGCUCGGUCCCUGCUUCUGCCAACCUAGCUGUUCGAAAGCACGUCAAAGUGCAAGUAGAUAAAUAGGCGGGAAGGUAAACAGUGUUUCCGUGCACUGCUCUGGUUUCGCCAGAAGCGGCUUAGUCAUGCUGGCGACAUGACCUGGAAAAGUGCCUGCAGACAAAUGCCAGCUCCCUUGGCCAGUAAAGCGAGAUGAGCGCCGCAACCCCAGAGUCGUUCACAACUGGACUUAACUGUCAGGGGUCCUUUACCUUUUUAGGCUAAUGCAAUUUCUCUGUCAGUUUAGAAAAAAACCUCCUGUUUCACUUAUUUUUUAACCGAUUGGGCCUAUUUUGGUAUCAAAAUAAAGGUAAUUGUGGUCUCUUUCAAAAUAAGGUAUCAAAAUGGCAUUAAGUGCCACAGGAAAGGGUCACUGACUAUUUUGUUAUUUUGUUUCCCAUACAUGUAAUAUGGGCAGUGAUGAAUCAUAGCCUCCUACUUUAGAAAGGUCAAAAGACUAUUUGCAAUAAUGCUAUUUUUUUUUUAUUUACAAAGAAUCUCUGAAAGUGACAAUGGAAAGUCGGAUGGUGGCAGUCUUGGAUACAGAUGUGAUGAUACCAUGUGAGAUUUCUGAAUACAGUACUCCAGAGCUAAAGAUUGCAAAAAUUGCUGUUGAGUGGUAUUGGAAGCCUUCUUCCAAGGAAGCGGAAAAUAUAGUAUACACCAUUGUUUCUGGAGUGCCUAAAUCUUAUAGAAACGGUGCAAGAAUGGAUGAAAGUGAACUGAUAAAAGGCAAUGCUGCACUUUACCUCCCCCAAAUACAGAUUAGUGAAGAAGGAAUAUACAGUUGUUCUGUGACUGUUACCCCAGAUUCAAAUGAAGGAACCACUGUUGUAGAGCUAAUUGGUAAGUAUUUAUGUUGUACAAGUUUGUAGAAAACUUACAGAGAAUGAACUUGUACAUUUCAGAAUUUCCCAGUAGCUUUAAGGUCUAACUAAGCAUUAUAUAAGGAAAUGUAUGUGAUAUCACCCAUCUUUAGAGAAAAGUCACUUUGCAAGACAGUAAUUUAGAACAGAGAACUAUGGGGGUGCGAGAAGCAUGCUUAAUCCUUUCCCCCAAGCACCAAAAUACAUUCCAAGCUGCUUCAGCCUCCCCCUCCCCCAGGAGAUGCAGGUUUGGAACCGUGUAGGGGUGGUUUGGUACAGCGAGAGAAAAGGAAAGUGUUAAACUUCUACCAACCUUUCUUAACUAUAAAUCACCUGCUUGGGAAUCAUGGAACUCUAGAACUGUAGAGUUGGAAUGGGAUCCCAAUGGAAUCUCAACUAGAUCAUACAUGGCAGAUGGCUAUCCAAUCUCUGCUUUAAAACUUCCAAAGAAGGAGAGUCUGCUGCCUUCCAAGGGAGUCUGUUCUAAUGUCAAACAGCUCUCAGAAGCGUAUCUCUUUUUUAAAAAAGUCACUUUGUGUUAUGGAAAGGUAUAGCUGACUCUUAAAAGUUUUGCUAAGCAAUUUCUUAUAUACCAAAUGGGACCUGCCACAAAACGUUGUAUUGUGGAGUGCUCCCACUAAGGCCUCCAGACACUCAGGUGGUAUCCAAGAUAUCCCAUUGCAUUCUCUCUUCAUCACCCCAAUUUUUCAUGCUCCCCAUUCCCAACAGGUUGUCAGUAUUUUGUGGCUACUAAGCAUGCUCUUUUUUGGGGGGGGGAUGCCUCCUUAGAUUUCCCCCUGUGGUUGUUGUUUUACUUCUGCCUGCUACUAUCUCCUCCUUGUGUCUUAGUAGCCUUGUUUUGGUGUUGUCACUCAACACCUGAGCUCUAGUCGACAGACUGAUAUUAUCAUAUAUAUUUGAAACACUUGAAGCCAAAGAAUUGGCUGGUUAGUUCAAAUGAAUCUUUGAAAGUUAAGUCCACUCCCAUUGCCUUCUUUGCCCUCACUGCGCUUUUAGAAUUGCCAGAUCACAAAAGCUACACUAACAAUAGAAGCUGCCACUGACAUAAUUAUCUUCUCAGGGUCUAGGUUCUAAAUUGUAAUAAUUCUAUAUAUAAGUAUAUAUAUAUGUAUGUAUGUAUGUAUGUAUGUAUACCUGUAAAAUUUCUUCUGUAUCCUUCAGUGUCAAAAUGCUAUGAAGGCAGCUUAACUACUUAAACAAUACAAUGAUAAAUAAAGAGCAACAAAAAUAACAAAGCAGAGGAAGAAAAAAAUACCUUCAUAUCAAUGGUGGAAAAAAAUAAACCAGCUGGUAUUUUGAAGGACCUGGGAACAUAAAAUGCCCCUCCAGGUCCGUCAUUUACCUUUCUGCUUUUUCUAUCCAGUUGUGCAGAGUCGUUUGUAACUCUAGUUUUGCCCAGUUUUGGUAUUCUCCUGGACUCCUUUCUUCAGCUCUUUGCCUCCACCAUUAUUUCCCCCCAAGUUCCUUCUUGUUCAUUUUUAUUACAACCAAGGCUCUUGACCAGCCUUCUUAGUAGGCUUCCCCCCUUCCCACCCAUAGCACACAGCUCCUCUUGACCCACAAAACACCUUCUUCAGGACUUCUCUUCUGUGCCUCUUGCCCCAGCCUUCUCCUUCUGCUUAAAAACCCUCACCCCAGGUUUUUAAUUUAGACCAUGUCCUUCUGAGAAAUCAGGAGUAUGAACUAUGACUUUCACUUCACUUUCAACCAGCUUUUGUCUGAAAAACUGUAUAAAAAUGCAGUAAAAACAGAAAAAAUGACACUUUUUAUUAUCUCCAUGCAGCUCAACCUUCAGUAAAGCUGUCUCCCAGGACAGUUGAACUAGAAGACGGCAAGGAGAAGACCCUGUCAUGCACAGUGAAUAAAUUCUAUCCUCUUUUGAUUGAGGUUCAUUGGGAGAAAAAAUCUGAACGCGGCAAUAAUGAAGUUGUACCUGCAGAUGAUAUUUGCACAGGGGUACCUGUGAAAAAUGGAGAUGGCACUUUCAAUGUAACCAGUAAACUGGGGCUACAACCAUCUUUACGGGAUAAUGGAAAUGUCUAUAGUUGUGUUGUGGGACACAAAUCAUUUUCCAUACGGCAGGCCUUCAAUGCCACUUUGAUAGUAACAGGUAUUCCUUCUGUUGACUUUUUCUGCCUGUGUGUGUGUGUGUGUGUGUGUGUAUAAUAGUGGGUCACAUCCAACUGGUGUACUUCCAUGAGUGUAGGGGCUUUUGAUCCAGAAGGGGAGAGGAUAUUUGCUCACACACCCUGGAGCCUUCAGCACCUUCCACUAAUUCUGCCCAAUGUUUUGAAAUGUAGCUUUCUCCUUUCUCCAAAGAUUCAUAUUGUACUUACAAAUGCAUUAGUCUUUGGGACUUCCAUGCUAGGGCAUCACAAGGAAAGGGAUAAAAUAUAUUGUAAUGCCUUUAUACAAAUCUAUGGGAAUACUGUGCACAGUUCUAGUCGCUGCAUCUCAAAAAGAUUAUUGUGGAGCUGGAAAAGGUGCACAAAAAGGGCAACCAAAAAUGAUAUUAGGGAUGGAACAACUCCUUAGUGAGAAAAGGUUAUGGCACUUGGGGCUUUUUAGUUUUUUUUUAAAAAAGGCAAAUAUGAGGAAGGGACAUGUUAGAAUUGUAUAAAAUUAUGUGUGAUAUAAUUAUCUGGGAUGUGGGUGGUGCUGUGGGUUAAACCACAGAGCCUAGGACUUGCUGAUUAGAAGGUCGGCGGUUUGAAUCCCCACGACGGGGUGAGCUCCCAUUGCUUGUUCCAUUCUCCUGCCAACCUAGCAGUUCGAAAACACUUCAAACGUGCAAGUAGAUAAAUAGGUACCGCUCUGGUGGGAAGGUAAAUGGUGUUUCCGAGCACUGCUCUGGUUCGCCAGAAGCGGCUUAGUCAUGUUGGUCACAUGACCCAGAAGCUGUAUGCCGGCUCCCUUGGCCAAUAAAGUGAGAUGAGUGCCGCAACCCCAGAGUCGGUCACAACUGGACCUAAUGGUCAGGGGUCCCUUUACCUUUACCUUUAUGUGUGAUAUGGAUGGAAGUUAGUUCUCCAUUAACACAAUCUGGGAUCAUCCAGUCAAGUUGACUGGUGAGAGGUUCAGGGCAGACAAAAAGAAGUACUUUUUCAUGCAACAUAUGCUUAACUUACAGAAUUCACUGCCAUGUGGUGGUCUGUUGAUGACCAUUAGCUUAGAUGGGUUUACAGUGUGAUUGGACACAAUUGUGGACUGUAAGCCCACCAAUGGCUACCUCCAAAAUCAGAGGUAGCAUGCCUCUGAAUAUAACUUUCUGGCAAACAACAAUAUGAGAGGUCUUUAUGUCCACUUUGGAAACCUUAUAGUCAUGCUAGACCAGAUUAGUCUUUCGGCUUCUCCAGCAGGACUUUUCUUAUGUGCAGUUGGAAUAAAUGAGGCUAAAAUAACUUUGCCAUGAUUGAGUAGCUGAAUAUGAAAUAUUACUUCUCAUCAAAAGGUUGCAACAAGGCUGAAACAUUUUGCUAUUUUGUGUGAUAAGUAACAAGAACAAUUUCUCUCUCUUUACAGAACCACCACCAAAUUUUACCUGGUUGGCUGUGAUACUUGUUUUAUUAUUACUUGGUGUGAUUCCUGUAAUUCUGUACAUAAUGUACUUUAAGAAAAGUAAGUAAUGGGAAACAUUUAAUUAAUUGAUUAUUUAAUUUUUUCAGUUAAGAGAAUUCUAUACUAUUCAUCAAAUGUGGUUAAGGGUGGUUUACAAAAAUAGAUUAAUAUGAAACAUAAUACAUGCACAUAUUCAUUAUUAUUAAAGUAAAAUUAGUAUUUUUGUGAAAUCUUAAUCUUUGGUAAACUUAGGUCUGAAAUGACAGUAUUCAAAAAAUCCUAAGCACCAGUACACCAGGCACCAAAAAAUCUCCUUGCCUGUGGUUAAGAAUUUUGACUAAGUUUUCUUUUAAGUGGCUAAGAUUUCUUUGCUGAAUCAAUUGGGGAAGGGCCAUAACUCAGUGAUAGAACAUCUGUUUUGCAUGCAAGAGGUCCUAACUGGUUAGUUCUAGCUUCAGCACUAUCUUGGAGAUGAAUGGCUGUCAGUGACAGAGUGGUGGCCCUAUGCCCCAGAUUUAUCUGCUCACUAGAAAAGACUCAUGGAGUCUAUACAACUGAAGCUACUAUUUGACAUUGCAAGUACUCAACUAGCAACCAAUAACAUCCACAUGAAGUAUGUCCUGGAAUAGACCCUGAAGGUCAUUUAGUCCAAGCCCCUGUCACAGAUAAAGCACUCUUUCUCAGCUCUUUUGCUUCAUUCUACAUAAUACAGAAAUAGCACACUGCAAGAUUCUUAAUUCAGGACUACAAAGCUAACCAAAAUACUUGGGUGGGAUAUGUACAAAAGGAAUAAGAAGGAAUGCUUAAUCUGUGGCUACCCUGCACUGAACAGGGAGUUGGACUGAAUGACCUUUAAGGUGUUAAGGAAUAUAGCUAGUAUGUUAAUUUCAUUAGUGAGGGAAAAGCUGACUCACUGAUUCAUUUACAAAAUGCACUUGGCUCAAUUUGACUUCUUUAUCAAUUUACUGGGCAGAUUUGGUUGCCCAGUCUUAUUCCAGGACACGUCCUCUUUUUCAGGGGUAAAAUUUCUGUCCGGGUAGAUUUUUUAAAUUUGCCCAAAUGUCUCUGGCUAUACUUUCUGGAUGAGACAUAGACUUGCUUUCCUUUUCUCUUCUCCUGUCCCCCUCAGCAAUAUAUCACAGCUUCUAUAUCCUACAUAUAGUAGAGAUAUUUAAAACAAGUCGUCAUAGCGUCCUCUUUGUUGCUCUUCAAAAUAUGGCUAACUUAGUAAGCAUGCUACUAUAUGUAUAAAAGGGCUCGGAUUAGAGAAUUGGUUGUGGGUCAGUGGCUGUUAUCAGGAAGGGAUGGAUCAUUGUGAAACACUUUGAGGAGAGCUCAUCUGAAAAGAAGGCUGGCAUGUGGAUUUUGCUCAGCAAGGAUUUUGAAUUACACAAACUCCUCUGGGACCAAAGAGAGAAAAGCCUUUGUGCAACCUGUAUAUAGUGUGUAAAUAUAGAGUGUGUAUUUUGUGUGUGUCAGGUAAAACAACAGCUUAAAACAAGAACUGUUUUGGGUUGGUGAGCUAAGCAACUUUACUGAAGCUUCCAGGGCGCACACAGAGAGAGCAAGAUUUAUAGAUUGAAGAUAGCACCCCACAUCACCAUAAGGUUCUUUUAAACUCUUAUUAUUCUGUGGGAAAGGUGCACAUAGCCAGUACACUUCCAUCCGUUCUGUGUUAAUGGGUACUCAUAACAUAUCAUGGUGUCUUCUGCUUAAGGUGGAACUAAUCACAACAUAGGACAUCUACUGCAUAUCCAUCCAUAUUGUCUAAAUAACACCUCUGUUGAGGGUGUGACCUUUAACAGCUGCAAAACCCAGCAUUUUGGAGCUUAAGAGAACAUGGAACUUAAUACAAUACAUUAAGCUGUUAGGUUUUUUGUUCACUGAACUGUCACUAUUCAAUGUCUUAUUGCCACAGAGGAAUUAUGGAAGGAAUUAUCCUCCAAAUCAGAAUGAUUCUUUGUGCAAAUUCAUAUGCUGCAAACAUCUUAUCAAAAUCCCUGCUCCUACCUUCUGGCUUUCUAUCAUAUCAUCCCCAACCCUUUAAAGCUUUAAACAGUCUUUGCUGAACUGGCUUCUUAAGUAAGGCUGUUGCUAUACUCAACUGAACCUAACCUCAAAAAUAAACUCUUCCUAAUCUCACUGAGCCAACGCUUCAUCCAGCACUGUCUUUUUCUUCCAGUUAUGCUUUACCUGAUCUGUACUGCAAGCACUCUAGAUAGGGACUGUGCCACUUGAUCUUUGAUACAGCAUCUUGCAUACAUUGCUAUUCACCAUGUAGCAGUCACUAGCAUUUGCGAUAGACUGAAUGUGAUCAUUACAAAAAAGAAAAAUAAUGCUUUGUUGUAAACUGCAGUAAGAAUGUUCCUCUUACAGAUGACUUGUUAUAAUAGUAUCCGUUGAAACACUGCUACAAGUUUCUACACCUGAAAUUCUUUGUUUCGUUCUUUAUAGUUCAACCAGGGAUAUUUUCAGCAACUGCAAAUAAGGAAUUGAAACAUUUGGAAGAAGCACUGGUGGUGUUCUGGCUGCAAGGCUUUCGUCCAAAGCCUUUAGAAAUAGUUUUUUUCUUAAAACUCCAAAGCAGGAAUGAAAAACUGAAACUGUGCUCUUGGAAUACUAUAACAGGCAGCAAUAUUGAACACGGAGAAGAUACACCUCUUAUCAUCACUGGAAAAGAAGAAGAAAGUUCUGAUCUUGACAAGACGUUGAAGACCAUGUUUACUUUUGAGCCAGCUUUGCAAGUAAAACAAAGGUGCACUUUUGACGUUUCCUGCAAAGUCAACAUAGUUCCAGAUGUAAAGCAUCUGGAGGAGUUUGAACUUAUACUUGAAGUUAGACAUGAGGCCUUUUCAGAUCGUUUGUCUACUGAAACAAUAUCAUUUAAAGUCAUAGGUAAGUAGGAAAGAUGGGCUGAAAUGAUCACUUAGAAUAAUACUACGUAUUUCACUGGCUAUUACAGUGGUACCUCGAGUUAAGUACUUACCGUAUUUCGUUCUGGAGGUCCAUUCUUAACCUGAACCUGUUCUUAACCUGAAGCACCACUUUAGCUAAUGGGGCCUCCUGCUGCCGCUGCACCGCCAGAGCACAAUUUCUGUUCUCAUCCUGAAGCAAAGUUCUUAACCUGAAGCACUAUUUCUGGGUUAGCGGAGUCUGUAACCUGAAGCGUAUGUAACCUGAAGCGUAUGUAACCUGAGGUACCACUGUAUAAGAAUUCUGUCAACAGAUGAAAGGUGAGAGAGCUGCAUGAAUGCAGUGGGAUACUUUCUGCUGCCAGUGAUGAUACACAAAGGGAAACAAUGCAGGAUUGUAGCUAAACUCUUUGAUCAGUCUACAAAAAGUGAAUGAUAAAAUGGGAAAGCAGCACAGGUGGCUUGUGUGGAGAUUAUUUCUCUUAAUCUCGUUCAGUUUGACUAGUUUCUUAUAACUUGUGAGCCCGUGCGAAGGGCGAAGUGAUGACCUUUAAAGCAUUUCAUGGUAUAAGGCCUGCACGGGAUUGUGUACUCCCUGCCUUCUUCAGAUCAGAAAUUCAUGUGGACAAAAGAAAGUCCAUACUUAUUAUCUUCUCCAGUUGCAUUCUACUUGCUAAUAAUAUCACUUUUUUGGUAUGUAUACAUUUAUUUAUUUAUUUAUUUAUUUAUUUAUUUAUUUACAGAAUGUACUCCCAAAGUCUCCAAAUUUGAAUGUGAGCCUCCUGUACCAGAGUGUGGGAAACUCAUCACAUUAUCUUGUUUAGUAGAAGAUUUCUGCCCACGGGAGUGUGACGUUUGUUGGCUAAGAGGCAAUAAUGAGCCUUUGGAUGCUAUAAGUAACACAGAGGAGCCACAACUGGACCCAGGAUCAAAUCUGUAUUGCAAGAAAAGCAGAGUAUCCUUUAUACCUCAACCAGAAGACCAUGCAGUAGACUUUAUUGUUCAAAUCAACCACUGUAAAAAAGUUAUAAGACAUAGUUACCCGCUCAUGUUAAAAGGUGAGUACUCAGCAAGUUCUUGUGCAAUGAACCACUACUUGUGCUUUCUGUCUAAAUAGUUUAUCUAAAACUGGAAAUACAUAAUGGAGUUGUUUCCUGUAUCUGUAUUUGUUGUGGGUCUUUGAUAACUUGUAUUGAAAGAGAUCACUUGUAUCUCUUUGUCAUUAGGUGAUGCUAUCGUGGGUUUGUCACAUGGAAAACAUGACUCAGAGAGUCCUUGCACAGAAGUGUCAAGUCCUUCAUAAAAUUAGUAUAGAAGUUUUUCUGGGUGAAAUCAGCAAAGCAAGUUCAUAGCUGAUAUGUGCAUCUUCGUAGGAAAAUUAUAGUGUCGGCUAGUGGCAAAUUGCAAACAUGACAAGCAUUAUAGUGCAGCCAAUUUAAAACAUGAAUCAAUGAGAAAUCGAAGCUCUCAUCUGUUUCAGUCCAGAAGGUCAAAGAUGGCACACUUUGUAUUCCAACCAGAAUAAAACACAGUUAUGUUUAAUCAUAUGCAUUUAAUAACAAAUAAUAUAUAUGUGGGUGUCAUAUAUGUUAGAAUAUGUUACAGACUGCCAAGGCUCUCCUGCCAUUAUAUGCAUACUCUUAUCAUUUCUCCAUAUACCGUAUUGUGUGGAUUUGAACUAAUUAAAUCUGCAAAGCUUUUAAUUUGUAGUUUUGUGAGAUUGCUCUGAUUUUACAAAAGAUCUGUCUCCCAGAGUUCAUUGGGAGAAGCCAUAACAUCUAAACUAGGCAAACUUGGUAGUUUUGACAAGACUGUGGUGUUAAUUGCUCAUUCUAUCCUCUAAUUUCAACCAGGGUUGUAGUGAGAGUGAAAGGAUAAGCAACUAAUUUUUCCAAACCUAACUCUUUUUGAGAGAGACUGUGUGUAUAUAUCCAUGUGUGUAUCCACUGAGGAUAGGAGUUCAUGCAUCAUAUGAAGUAGCCGGUAGUCCAUGAAAGUUUAUGCCAUGAUAUAUGUGUUAUAAAGUGACACUAGGCUAGCUUUUGCUGUAACAUACUAAUGUGACACCCCAUCUGCCAUUUAUCACUUCUGAUUUACUGUUUUGCAAUACCAGAUGUACUAGCAUUCUUUGAAUUUAAACUAAUAUUUUCAAUUGUUUGUUUUCUCUGCAUCUGCAUUUUUUAGGUUACCCCAAAGUUACAGAUAUUACGUGUGAACCAAAUUAUCCUAAAUAUGGAACUACAUUGUCUCUAACCUGUAAAGUCACAGAUUUCUUUCUUAGCAACAUAAAUAUUCAAUGGCUUGAUGGGGGUAUUGAAAUAAGUAAAGGUGUGGUCACAGAGGGGCCAGUCAAAGACUCAAAUGGCUGCUUGAAGUUGUCUUCUGAGCUCCAGCUGAUACCAACGGCUUUGGAUCAUAAUAAGUUCAUUAUUUUCAGUGUGACAUAUGGCGACCUGAAAAAGCCCAUUAUUAGAGAUGUGUAUCUAAAGCUCCCAGGUACGUACUGAGAGUCCUUUGGGUUCUUUCAACUUUUGGCAAAUGGCAAUUUGAGCUUGUUUAUUUAACAAAAUUUGUAAACCACUUAAUUUUAAACAUGUUGUUAAGUGAUUGUAAAAAUGUCUAAGUGGUUUGCAUAAAAUAAAAUGUAUAUUAAAUUGAGGAUCAAUGUAGUAUUAUGAUAUAAAGCAGUUCCCUUUGCAACAAGGGAGGUUUGACAUGUUAGUGUACUCUGAUAGGUGUACCGUAUAGCCAUGUCUCUACUAGCAGUCAUGUGUCCCUAAUAUCUGCCAGUUUUGUUUGUUUUUUGAAUGCUAUCCUUGCAACCCUGCUGAUCUGAAGUGUGAUUUAAACAAUGACACAUUUAAAUCCUUCAUAAAAUUCCUGUACUUUUUAGAGGAAAGUUAUAGAAUAGAUUCACAUUGGGGAAGGGCAGUAGAAUAUCCUAGGUUUAGCCCCUAGCAUUUCCAGGCAGGGCUGGAAAUAUCCCCUGCUUGAAACUGUGCAGAGCUGCUGGCAGACACUGUAAACAACACUGAACUAGAUGGAUUAAUGGACUGACUUGGUAUAAGGCAUAUUUUUAUGUUCCUGUUGUCUUGUAUUCUCACUUCAAGUACAUCCUUUCCUUUCCUCCCCAUUUAGUUCACCGCCCUGAGAUGUCUGAAAUAAAGGAAACGUCAAUGCAAAACAGUGAGAGCAUCUCUUUGGAAACUGUCAUAUCAGAUUUUGCACCUUGCAACAUAAAAGUGACAUGGUAUGAAGAAUGGGAAAAAAUAUCUGAAGACAAUCCCAGGAACAUUCAGAUUGGAGAAAACAAGUUAGGUUAUUUUGUAAGCAAAUUACAGUUUAGUCCAAAAGGAAGAGACUCCAAAAAGACAAUCAGAUGUGAAGUUUUUCACCAAGCGACACAGGAUUUUAAAGAAAAAAGCUUUGUGUGGGAAAGCAAAGGUAAGAACUUUUUUUUUAUGUUUUCAGUGCAGAAUGUACAGAAUUUAUGUAAGGGAUUCAGACAUGUCCCUUCAAAAAACACUGCUAAUGGGGGAAAAGGUGAUUCCUCUUCUCAAUUAAGCACUUCCGUUACUUAGGACUCAGCUACAUUAGUAAAAAAACAACAGUGUUUUAAAUGCAUUAUAAACAUGGAACACCAGGUGGCACUGUAGAGCACAAUACUUUUCUAUGUGUUUUACGUAGAGUUUUUUCUUUUGUUAUAACAAUUUAAUUUAUAAUUUAAUUAUAGCGUUUCCCCCCCUGUGUGUAGAUACACCCUCGGUCAUGGCUGAAAGAUGGCUUUGUAGUCUUUUGGGUAGCUUAUGAUUUUCUCAUAUUUAAUAAUAUUCUUCAGAAGACAAGUGUAUCUGGUUGUUAUGUCAACAUAAUGCUCUUACAACACACCUGGUUUUAGAAAUUUUGUCUUGAAUUCAUCAGAGAACUAGAUUUUGAAUUUUUCCCAUGAAUAUUGCUCUGACUGUAUCUCUCCCCACUACAACCCCCCAAAUGCUACCCUUGGAAGGCAGUUGGCUAAUUGCAGUUGAAAGCGUGUUGAUUCAGUUGAGUAGCAUUUUUGCUGUAAGUAUUUCUGUUACGUGACAUGAUGCCUGCCCAAGGCCUAAUAUGUUAUUUCUUCUUUUAAACAAGGUUACUUUGAUAGCCGUGAAGGAGUGUCUACUUUACCAGUGAACAAAAACCACAUUGGUUUAAGUGAGUAUUGCACCUCACGUGUAGGUAAAAUGCAGGUACAUGACACAUUGACUCAGUGGUUUCAUAUCCUGGUUUGUAGUCCCAGUUAAAAUCAGAAAACUGUUUAGAUGUUUCUUGGAGGAGGCAGUGGGAGAAGAGAGCACUUGGACAAUCUUUGUUGUUGUUUAGUCGUUUAGUCGUGUCCGACUCUUCGUGACCCCAUGGACCAGAGCACGCCAGGCACUCCUAUCUUCCACUGCCUCCCACAGCUUGGUCAGACUCAUGUUUGUGGCUUUGAGAACACUGUCCAACCUUGGACAGUCUUUACUCUGCCUUAUAAACCAUUAUUUAUUAAAGUGAGAUCAUUACAUCUCAACCAGACCAUUAAGUUACACUAAACGUGCACAUUAUUUUCAUAAGGGAUGAUCUGAAAGAUCAGCUUAGUCCAUUCUGUGAAACUUGUACGCAGGGAUCUGCAAACUUUCUUCUGGCAUAAAAGCCUGCCACUGUUUGUGGCCACAGUGACCACUCCUCUCAGCCCUCUGAAAUGUACAAGGAAACAGGAAAGGGUGCAAAGGAGUUCCUCAUGUCAUGCUUCUAUUUACGCCAUUCCUAUUCUGCUUAAUGUAUGACAAUAUAUUUAUAUACCACUGGAUAGUUUUUAAAAAUCAUAAAAAGAAUAAAACAAUAACAGGUUUGACAAAACAACUCUGUGAAACAUUAGUUUUAAAACAAGUAGUUUAUGGAUUUAUAUGCCACCAUUAAUAUCUUAAUAACUGAGUCUCUAACAACCGAUAAAAGAUACUGAAGACAUAUGAAAUACAUUCAUAUAUGCUUAACUGAACAGAUGAAUGUCCAUCCAGACAAAACUACAGAUUGGGGCUUGAAGAUAAAACUGUAACCUUGUAUUUAUUUAGGGACCUGACAUCCCAAAUACUAAGAGUUUUAAUAUCCUGACUUGGCAUAACUGCCCUCUUUCCAGCUAUCCUUUUAACUAGGUGUUUAUUCUCUCCAUCUCAUUUGCCCUUGCUCUCCUGUCCUGGUUCAGUUCUUCAUCUUCCAUCCUCAACAGAUUCUCAACAGCUGUCACUUACUUUGACUCCAGCCAGCAAUCCAUUACACUCCACUGCUGUCAGUCAUUCUUACAACCACUCUAGUUCUCCAGUGCCUUGCUAUUCCUUUUUAUUCCUCUGUCCUUAAUUGCCAAUGUCUUGAAUGUACCUUCCAUUCACAGCACUAAGCAGCGGCUGGGUAGGGAACAGACAUAAUGCAAUGUGAACAGAAAGUUCAAAUUAUCUGACUUGAGGAAAAUAUGCAAAGGAUUGGAAACUGAACAUCACAAUCAGGGAUGCUUAAUGUUAGCGAGAUGCCUCUUCCAGGUAUGUACUUCAAGAGCAGUUUCCUAUUCAAUUUCCUAUUCCCUCUCUCUAGAUUCUAAGUUACCAACUCAGCCUAUGAAGAUAGAAUGUGUCACCAGCAACCCAAAGGCAGGCGAGGUGACUCUUCGCUGUUUUGUACCUGGAAUAAGAGCAGAGGAAGCCAUUGUUUCCUGGUUUAACGGAGUAUAUCCAGUUGAUGAUAAAAUACAGAAUGAAAACUGUGGCGAUGGAUCUGGUUUUAUUUCGUAUGUGAACAUUACAACCGAAAAAGAUAAGAAAAAAUAUGAAAUCGAAUGUGCAGUUUAUGUAGAUGCAAAUGAUAAAACCUUGUAUAAAACCUUUGAUUUAGAACUUUGA
Messenger RNA from Podarcis lilfordi (Lilford's wall lizard), 16715 nucleotides. NCBI's taxonomy places the organism in Eukaryota, Metazoa, Chordata, Lepidosauria, Squamata, Lacertidae. The record is from the annotation of a GenBank genome assembly.